AUGUCCGACCUGCCAAAGUACGACGGAGCAAGAGGCUCGCUGGAACAUCUGGCCGCAUUUGACAUGGUAAUGAAUCUUUACGGGCAAUCGGGCCCAAUUAACGCUAAACUUUUUGUCACAACUUUGACAGGAAAGGCCCAAGAAUGGUUCAUAAAUUUACCACCCGGAAGCAUUGAGUCUCAUGAGCAACUGGUGCAGAAAUUUACCUUCUACUUCGCUAGUGAGAGGAAACAAAAACGAUCGGCAACGCAUUUAUUCACUAUAAGGCAGCAAGAUAACGAGACAUUGAAAAGUUUCAUGGGAAGAUUCAACAACGAGACACUUGAAGUGCAGGAUUUAAGAAUUGACAUGAUGGUCAGCAUCCUAAUACAUGGCUUGAAGAAAGGCGUAUUUGCAUCAGCUUUAGCAAGAGACCCCCCAUCUCACAUGGAGCAGCUUAUGAACCUGGCUCAAAAGUAUAUUAACGAAGAGUAA
Sesamum indicum (sesame) is the source of this 474-nucleotide messenger RNA. RefSeq lists its product as uncharacterized. The record is from RefSeq and is a predicted model, not a curated record. Lineage: Eukaryota; Viridiplantae; Streptophyta; Magnoliopsida; Lamiales; Pedaliaceae.